AUCUUACGCAUGCGCAGCCUGCCUUGGUUAGAUAGGACGCGAUCAGGGAGCGACAGACCCCACGUGUUCUUCUGCCUCUCUCCUUUGACUGAAGGUUAAACUUUGCUGUUGCUUUGGUGGGUUUAACCGAAGCCCGGUAGAGGUUAGGAAACGGGCUGAAAAGCAAAGAUGGACCCGAUGAAAGCUCAGCAACUGGCGGCCGAACUCGAGGUGGAAAUGAUGGCAGACAUGUACAACCGAAUGACUAACGCAUGCCACAAGAAGUGUGUUCCUCCUCACUACAAGGAAGCAGAACUGUCCAAAGGCGAGGCAGUGUGUUUGGAUCGCUGUGUGGCCAAGUACCUUGACUUGCACGAGAGACUAGGUCGUAAACUGACUGAGCUCUCCGUACAGGACGAGGAGAUGAUGAGGAAAGCAGCCACUGGCACAGGCUAAAGCUACAAGGACUCUCAAAGAGCAACACAGUGCGGCCUGGGCUGGACCGGAAAGAGGACAGGAAAUGCACCGACUUAUUACAGACAUCAGAAUGAAGCGGUGCUUGAGUACAAUAAUGUGUGUGAGAGAAGACACUUCAGCCGUCUUCAGUUAAAUCUCUCUCUGUCUCUCUCUCCAGAGUGUGAAGUUGUGAUUGGAAUAAUAAAAUGACCCAGAUUUGAUUUGCCCGCAGGUUGCUUGUCAAAUUGCAGAAUUAUUGUUGGAUUCGGUAAUCAAUAGUGUAACAAGAUAAAGUUGUUUCUCCAUUUGUGUUUUGUCUUAAAACCAGGACCAGGUUGUGCAUGAUGAACUUUACAUUUGUUUGGGUUCUUCAGUUGAUAUUCACCUGUGGGGAUCUUUUUUUUUUGUCUUUUUAUAUUUUGUUAACACUUUGUACUGACCCUGUACAAAACACAUGCAAUUAUGUUUUAUUGUUUAUGUUGGAAGAAGACUUACAUUUGCUGCAUAAUUAAAUAUCUUAUGCAUCUU
Silurus meridionalis is the source of this 963-nucleotide messenger RNA. It is a transcript of the gene timm10, whose product is annotated as translocase of inner mitochondrial membrane 10 homolog (yeast). The transcript has 2 exons. Gene Ontology annotation, cellular component: mitochondrial inner membrane. Lineage: Eukaryota; Metazoa; Chordata; Actinopteri; Siluriformes; Siluridae. Gene Ontology annotation, biological process: protein insertion into mitochondrial inner membrane. The coding region runs from base 169 to 435 and encodes 88 amino acids. The record is from RefSeq and is a predicted model, not a curated record.